This is a messenger RNA of Tribolium madens (black flour beetle), 1532 nucleotides long. It is a transcript of the gene UbcE2H, whose product is annotated as ubiquitin-conjugating enzyme E2 H. NCBI's taxonomy places the organism in Eukaryota, Metazoa, Arthropoda, Insecta, Coleoptera, Tenebrionidae. Gene Ontology annotation, molecular function: ubiquitin conjugating enzyme activity. The record is from RefSeq and is a predicted model, not a curated record. Bases 197 to 742 code for a protein of 181 amino acids. The transcript has 5 exons. Gene Ontology annotation, biological process: protein polyubiquitination; ubiquitin-dependent protein catabolic process. Gene Ontology annotation, cellular component: nucleus.
UGUCAUGCGCAAGAGGGAGGCAGUAGGGAGUUUGUUGUCAAACGCGAAGGUUCAUGAAAAUCGUCGUAUGUGGAUUGGUGGAAUUCCUGUUGGGUUUUCGCCUCGGCCAUUGUGUGUCGAAGUGGUUACGUCUCAAGUGAAAAAGCAUUUCGUUCGGAGUUUAGAUUGAUGGUAAUAUUUUUAUGACAAUAGAACGAUGUCGUCUCCAAGUGCAGGAAAACGACGUAUGGACACAGAUGUUAUUAAACUAAUUGAAAGCAAACAUGAAGUUACGAUACUCGGCGGCUUGAACGAAUUCUGUGUCAAAUUUUAUGGCCCUAGGGGCACUCCAUACGAAGGAGGAGUAUGGAAAGUCCGUGUUCAUUUACCUGAACAUUACCCUUUCAAAUCACCUAGUAUAGGCUUUAUGAAUAGAGUAUACCAUCCAAAUAUAGAUGAAGUCUCAGGGACUGUCUGCUUAGAUGUGAUUAAUCAGGCCUGGACAGCCCUUUAUGAUCUUUCAAAUAUUUUUGAAUCAUUUCUUCCACAGCUGCUAACUUACCCAAAUCCCAUCGAUCCUUUAAAUGGGGACGCAGCAGCGAUGUAUUUACAUAAACCAGAAGAGUAUAAGAAGAAAGUCUCUGAGUAUGUACGUAAGUAUGCAACUGAGGAGGCUUUAAGGGGGCAGGAGAACGUGAGUUCAGAUAGCGAAUCAACCAUGUCAGAUUUUUCAGAAAAUGAAGCUGAAGACAUGGAAUUAUAACGCAGGCUGUCUACCAUUAAAAGCUCGCUCAAUCCUCUCUUUGCUAUAAAUAACAAAUUCUUUUUAGUGUUACAUGUGAUGUGUAUUAGGUUUGAUUUAUUUGUUUUGCAUUUUUUAGAGUUUAUUAUGUUGCACGUAUUGCGAAUUGCUUAUUUUUCAGAGGAAAUGUUUAAUUUUUUUAGAUUUACAAAUUAGUUGUAGUAACAUUAAUAUCUCAUUAAUUUGCCUUAUUAUGUUAAUAUUGUGAUGAUAUGAGCGUAGCGACAUAUUUAUUUUAUAAAUUUAGUCAAAAGUAGAGGAAAUUUUUGUUGAUGUACACGUCAUUAAAAAGAUUUCUGUUUCAAAUCAUUAUGCAGCUGGAAGACCAAUUUAUGACUUUGUGAUGUGUACUUUUGUUCUAGUAAUUCUUUACACAAUGUAACAACCAUUUUGUACAGUAUGUUUCCUCUACUACUUUAGUUAGUGCAAUAGAUAUAAGUUGUUGUCACUUGUAUUAACUUUCAAGUUACACACACCAUUGAUAUCAUUAUGGUCUCAUUGUAUAUACAUUGUCUUAAUUGUCUUUAAUUUAAUAUUAAUAUAUUUUUAAUAAAUGUAUAUUUGACAACAUUAAUUCUUGCACUGUCAAAUAUUUGUUUUGAUAUUUUGUUUUUGUAUCAAAACAAAAAAAAAUAACAUUGUCCAUACAUGAUCCACAUCACGAAAAUGUUUGUAAGUUUUGAUUAUUACUAAGAUAAUAAGUGUAGGUCAUUUGGUAGCAUUUAACAGUAAUAAAGAACUAAAUUUAUUA